This is a messenger RNA of Trematosphaeria pertusa, 2097 nucleotides long. RefSeq lists its product as uncharacterized. Gene Ontology annotation, molecular function: superoxide-generating NAD(P)H oxidase activity. The transcript is spliced from 5 exons. Lineage: Eukaryota; Fungi; Ascomycota; Dothideomycetes; Pleosporales; Trematosphaeriaceae. Gene Ontology annotation, biological process: superoxide anion generation; defense response. The record is from RefSeq and is a predicted model, not a curated record. Bases 167 to 1846 code for a protein of 559 amino acids. Gene Ontology annotation, cellular component: NADPH oxidase complex; plasma membrane.
CGGUCGUACUCUCUCCUGUACCUUCUAUUCUUCAGUGCGGGCACACCUGCUAAUUUUGGUCAUUCCUUGAACUCUUUCUUGUAUACUUUGGCCACGUUCAGCAGGCUCUGAAGAUCGGCGACAUCUAAUACUGGCCUUCCCGCCGCACUCCACCUAAUCCCACAACAUGUCGGCCUACUCAAGUCUCACAGGCCGAGAGCGGUCAAGAUGGCCUCCGCUCACUCGAAUGCUCAUGUCCGGCGAGAUGUCGGACGAGAGGCCGCGACAGCUUUACUUCAAGGAGAAGGUUGACAGAUGGAUGGUCAACGAGGGUUACCGGCGAUUAUUCGUUUUCGUUUUCUUCAUCCUGCAUGUCUUCGUCUUCGUUUUCGGCAUGAUGCAUUACGGGCUGAAGGAUAACUCGAUCGGCGUCCGAGCAAUCUUCGGCCUCACAUUCCCCAUAGCGCGCUCCGCAGCGUUAACGCUGCACGUCGACAUCGCCUUCAUCCUCUUCCCGGUCUGCAGAAACCUGAUCUCCAUGGCCCGGCGGACGCCCUUGAACACCAUCAUCCCCUUCGACAAGAACAUCACCUUCCACAAGCUCGUCGGUUGGUCCAUCGUCUUCUUCUCGUGGGUGCACACGAUUGCGCAUUGGAGGAAUCUGUGGGUAUUCGCGCAAGUCAACAACCUGGGUUUGAAGGGAUUCAUCGCCGCAAAUCUGUUGACGGGCCCCGGAUGGACGGGAUACAUCAUGUUGAUUGCGCUGAUGGCGAUGGCGCUCACUGCGGCCGAGAAGCCGCGACGAGCCCAGUUCGAGCGAUUCUGGUACACGCACCAUCUUUUCGUCAUCUUCUUCAUCUUCUGGUCCAUCCACGGAGCCUUCUGCAUGAUCAAGCCCGACUUCGCGCCCUUCUGUGCCGGAAUCGGUGUCUUCUGGGAAUACUGGAUGUAUGGUGGAUUUGCCUACCUGGGAGAGAGAGUCGCCCGCGAAAUCCGUGGAAAGCACAAGACAUACAUCUCCAAGGUCAUUCAGCAUCCCAGUAAUGUUGUCGAGGUGCAGAUCAAGAAGGAGCACACCAAGACCCAGGCCGGUCAGUACAUCUUUCUGUGCUGCCCCGAGGUCUCUAUCUGGCAAUACCAUCCGUUCACGCUCACUAGCGCACCUGAGGAGGACUACAUCUCUGUCCAUAUCCGUAUAGUCGGAGACUUCACGAGAUCAUUUGCAAAGGCGCUGGGAUGCAAUCUGGAGAAGAAGGCUGGCGGCGAAAAAGGUGGAAAGGACAGUGGCGAGGAAGUCGCUCUUCGACAGAUCCUUCCGCGAGUGUACAUUGACGGACCCUUCGGAUCCGCAUCCGAGGACGUGUUCAAGUUCGAAAUCGCUGUGCUAGUCGGCGCCGGUAUCGGCGUGACGCCCUUCGCUUCCAUCCUCAAGAGCAUCUGGUACCGGAUGAACUACCCGCAGGGCAGAACGCGACUCCGAAAGGUCUACUUCUUCUGGAUUUGCAGGGAUUUCGGCUCGUUCGAGUGGUUCAGGUCGCUGCUGUUGGCCAUCGAGGCGCAGGAUCUCGAGGACCACAUUGAGAUCCACACUUACCUUACCGCCAAGAUCAAGGCCGACGACGCAACCAACAUCAUGAUCAACGACGCCAAUGCCGAGCAAGAUGCCAUCACCGGCCUGCGCGCCCCCACCAACUUCGGCCGCCCCAACUGGGACAUGAUCUUCAAGUCGAUCCGCAAGAUCCACGCGCCCGCCGAAGCAGGCGUCUUCUUCUGCGGCCCCAAAGUGCUCGGCUCCACGCUCCACAUCAAGUGUAACAUGUACUCGGAGCCCGGCUUCAACUUCGUGUGGGGUAAGGAGAACUUCUAGUCGCGCACUCAGUGCGUCUCAGUAUUCUAUCUAGAGGAGGCGAUUCACUCUGCAUUUUGCGCGAAGGAAGAACGAUGAAAACAGCGAAUUCGACACUUAUCACCCGGUACAUAUUACUUCUACCUCUAUCCCCCAUUUUCCCCAUCCUCCCAUCAUGGUUGGUGGUGUUGUUGUUCGAUCUACGUGUCUUGUCGUCGGUUUUUGCAGCGUAUUAUCAUCAUUAGUACUGUACCCCCAUUCCAUUCCCUAAU